Molecule: messenger RNA, 2568 nt
Organism: Mycena indigotica
Lineage: Eukaryota; Fungi; Basidiomycota; Agaricomycetes; Agaricales; Mycenaceae
Product: Ricin B-type lectin domain-containing protein
Exons: 8
Coding region: 1-2568 (855 amino acids)
Source: RefSeq, a predicted model, not a curated record
AUGAGAGCCCUCUCUCUCCUCGCGCUCGCCGCUCUUUCGCUUGUUCAGGCGAAGCCAUUCAACGAGAAGCGCUCGACAUUUGCGGCCGUACGGCCUCCAUCUGUUCCUCUUGCUGUGAGGUCGCCUUAUGUGUCGACAUGGUCAGCUUCUGAUAGUCUUGUUGGGUCAUGGCCCAGAUUCUGGACAGGCUCUAUCAAGGGGUGGUCGGCCAUCGCGCGGGUCGAUGGCAAAGGUUAUCCACUUAUGGGGGACCCUGCCCAAGAUCCAAUUGGCACCACUUCGAAUGCUGUUCAAAAGUCGCUCACGAUUACACCCACCAAAUCUAUAUAUGCCAUGCAAGCUGGCCCCGUCCAAGUCACCCUUACUUUCCUUUCCCCCAUUGAACCACAGUCGCCCCAGCUCCAGUCCAUUCCACUGUCCUACUUGCAAAUUCAAGCGGUUUCCACUGAUGGAGGAUCCCAUACUGUCCAAAUUAUGGUGGAUAUCAGCGCUGAGUGGGCAAAUGCCGACUCCUCCAAGGUCGCAUCGUGGGCUGUCGACAACUCCGUUUCGGUCACGGGUGGAAAUCUACAGACAUUCACGAUCCAAACACAGAGCCCCACACAGUUCAGCGAAAGCGGCGACUACCCCAACUGGGGCACGGCCGUCUGGUCGACAUUGAACGCAAAUGGUUUGACGUGGCAGAGCGGCGAUAAUGCAUCCACGAUGCGAGCCGCGUUUGUUUCUAAUGGACAACUCUCUAACCUGAACAACGCCAACUUCAGAGCUAUCAACAACGGAUGGCCAAUCUUCGGUUUCUCCAACAACCUUGGUUCCGUUGGAACUUCUUCCUCAGCAACAUUAACAUACGUUGUCGGGCAUGUCCGUCCUCAGGCAAUAACAUGGCAGGGCUCCCCGGUCAACGCUUACUGGAUGAACUUCUGGUCCAAUUGGCAAGGCCUGGUGCAAUUUUUCUACAACGAUCUAGCAAACGCCGUCAACCGUGCAAAUUCUCUGGACAGCAAGAUUGCGGACGCAGCUAAUGCAGCUAACGGGCAAAACUACGAAGCUAUCGUUGCUCUGGCCGCGCGUCAAGCAUUUGGAGGGACUGAGUUUGUCGGCAGUACCAGCGAACCCUGGCUGAUGUUGAAAGAAAUUUCGUCGGAUGGUAACAUGCAGACCGUCGAUGUCAUCUAUCCCGCCGCGCCAGUUUUGUACUAUCUUAACGGAGACCUUUUGCGCCAUAUUCUCAAUCCCCUCGUCAAUUAUAUGUCGUCUGGGCUCUGGCCUCAGUCUUACUCGGCACACGACCUGGGUUCCUCUUACCCCAAUGCGAACGGGCACAAUGAUGGUGGAGGGGAGCUCAUGCCCGUCGAAGAAUCAGCCAAUAUGCUCAUCUUGGUCGGCAUGUACCUGCAAAAUCCUUCCAGUCAGAGCGACGCGAAAGCCUGGGCUACCUCUCAUUACAGUCUCUUCCGUGGAUGGGCCGAGUUCCUCGUUUCGCAUACGCUUUACCCCGACAACCAGUUGACGACGGACGAUUUCGCUGGGCCCAUCUCGAAUGCUACCAACCUCGCGCUCAAAGGCAUCAUUGGCAUCGGUGAAAUGGGCAGGAUCGCCAACUUUGUGGGCAAAACUGGAGAUGCACUCCACUAUUCGUCGGUUGCUCAGCAGUACAGCACCACCUGGAACGCGGUCUCGAAAGAUCCUUCUGGUCAGUAUCUCAACCUUGCUUAUGGCGACACGAACAGCUGGUCCCUCAAAUAUAACGCAUUCCCCGAUCGACUACUUGGUCUUGGCCUGAUUCCCGCUGCCACAAUUGCGCUCGAAGACUCGAAGUAUAAGACUGUUAUGAACACCUAUGGAGUGCCGUUGGACGUCCGCCACACUUACACUAAAGUUGAUUGGGAGUUGUGGACAGCUGCUUCUGCUAGCGACUCCUCUGUCCGACAAAGCAUCGUCGAUGGUGUUUAUAAAUAUAUCAACACUUCCCCUUCUCGAGUCCCAUUCAGCGACUGGUAUGAUACCGUUUCUGGCUCAUCAAAUGGCUUCCAAGCACGACCCGUCAUCGGCGGCAUGUUCAGUAUCCUGGCUCAAGGCUUGAACAAGCCCGGCCUACCCGCGGCCACCCCAUCUAGUAUCGACACUUCAAAAACAUACCGCAUUACCGUUGGCGGGCGAUCCGGAUGCAAUACCAUUCUCAGCGUCGCUUCAUGCGGGACUAACAAAGUCGACCUGUUCAGCUCGGACGAUGGCUCGGGCCGCCAACACUUCCAAUUCGUCGCUGUUUCCGGACUCACGAACGUCUACAACAUCAAGGUCGCCGGCGGGCGUGACGGUUGCAAUACCUUCUUGUCCUCCGCCUCCUGUGGUGCCGAUCUUGUGGACUUGUUUGGCAGUGAUGACGGCUCUGGCCGCCAGCGAUGGGUCGUGAGCCCGUCGGGCAGUGGGUUCAAUGUCCAACCCUACAGCGGUCGCGCGAGUUGUAAUACUUUCUUGAGCGUCGCGUCGUGUGGUUCGGACUUGGUGGACUUGUAUUCAUUUGAUGAUGCGAGUGGGAGGCAGCAAUUCACUCUUACCGCAGUGUAG